AUGGCAGAAUCAACUUCCUCUGGGGCGACCACCUAUGUACCUGCUAGGUCUAUUAGUUUGCCUACAAGACUAAUCCAUCCUAAGGCACAGAGAGUUGAAGAAGAACUGAAAAAGAUUCAAGCUCUAAACUCUUCUUCAUCAGCUUCUUCUCGGAUCCAACUUGGACUUGCCAAGCUCGUCGAGCUCUAUGAAUUUGUCAAUGAACAAGUCAUAUGUUCUCCACAAGGGCAACAAGCUCUCAGCCUUUCUCGCAACGCCAAACUUGUGGAAGACGCUCUUGAUGAAUCAAUCUUGUUACUCGAUGUCUCUGACUUCACAAGAGACUUGAUAGAAACAUUCACAGAGCAAAUCCAGGUUCUUCAAUCUGCGCUACGUAGACGCGGAGGAGAUCUCUCUUCCGUUCAAGCCGAGAUUCAAACUUACAUAAGCUUUCAGAAGAAAUUCAAGAACGCAGCAGCGAGACAACUUAAAUCCCUUGCAAGAACGCAACCAAAGAAGAAAUCUGCAGUUAUCAAACAAUCCGGUGAUCUCGAUCAACAUUCUACUAUGGUGUCCAACAUCCUAAGUCAAUCAAACGCAUCAUCAAUCUCUAUUUUCAAGUCACUCUUGCAGUUUCUUUCUUCUCCCGGUGAGAACCAGAAGAAGAAUGGUGAAAAUAACUUUACACAAGCCAUUCAUAGCCUCAAAGCAAUGGUUUUGGGUUCUUAUCCCAUUUGGGAACAAAUAUCAACAAGUAUGCUCGGGGAAUUAGCUGUGCUUAAUUUUAGCCUUGAAGCAAUUAAGGAUGAGUUAAGUUACUUAUCAAGACGCCUUAUCCAACACAGAGCGUCUCUCUUGAACAUUGUGACUCCUUAACAAAGAAAUUAAAGUCUGUAUAUUUUGUGUAAAAUGUAAAUCCAGGUUUU
Messenger RNA from Capsella rubella, 905 nucleotides. RefSeq lists its product as uncharacterized. The transcript has a single exon. The record is from RefSeq and is a predicted model, not a curated record. Bases 1 to 855 code for a protein of 284 amino acids. Lineage: Eukaryota; Viridiplantae; Streptophyta; Magnoliopsida; Brassicales; Brassicaceae. Gene Ontology annotation, biological process: root development; shoot system development.